Molecule: messenger RNA, 1675 nt
Organism: Diabrotica virgifera virgifera (western corn rootworm)
Lineage: Eukaryota; Metazoa; Arthropoda; Insecta; Coleoptera; Chrysomelidae
Product: UDP-glycosyltransferase UGT5-like
Exons: 4
Coding region: 87-1655 (522 amino acids)
Molecular function (GO): UDP-glycosyltransferase activity
Source: RefSeq, a predicted model, not a curated record
UUUAUAAAUAUCACACAAAGACAAGAUGAGGAGAAACUAUCAGUUCAUUAAUAAUUUUUUGGUCAGCAAUAGUGCCAACAGUGACUAUGCUAAGAAAAAGUUUUUUGGUGCUAGUUGUAAUAAUUGUUAUAAGUGAUGUGGAAGCAUAUAGGAUCUUGGGAGUUUUUCCUCACACAAGCAAAAGCCACGCUACCAUAUUUUUGGCGGUAAUGAAAGGAUUGGUCGAAAAAGGGCAUAACGUAACAGUGGUCAGUACUCGAACAUUUGACACGGAUCGUAACAACUACGUGCAUGUUGACUUAAGUAAGGAUAUAAGAGUAACAAUGGGCACUGUAAACAUAAGUAUCGUCAAUAACGAUAAGGCUCUUACUAGAUACCUUACAGCAUACCACUUAUUUAAUAGAAAUAUAGACAAGUGCGAAAAAGGUUUGUCCUCGCCCACUUUUCAGAAAUUCCUAAAAACGAGAGGAGAAAAAUAUGAUGUAGUUAUAUUCGAAUAUUUUGCUGUGGAUUGUUUUCUUGGAGUCAUCUCAAAGAUAAAUGCACCUAUUAUAGGAUUAAGUUCAAGUACAUUGAUGCCCUGGGUUGCUGAGCGUAUGGGCAAUCCCAGCAACACAGCUUAUGUUCCGAACAACUUACUCGCGUUUUCAGAUAAAAUGUCAUUCUGGCAAAGAAUGGAAAAUACUGUGAUAUCCAUUGGUCAUAAAUUAUUAUUUCAAUUUUAUAAGCUACCUAGAGAUAAGAAAUUGGCAAGAAAAUAUAUUGGAAAAAAAGGAUCGAAGUUGGAGAAAUUUUUGUAUAAUUCUAGCUUGUUGCUGUCCAAUACACAUUUUAGUUUGAAUCUUCCUCGUCCACUUGUACCUAAUGUUAUAGAGAUCGGAGGUAUUCAUAUUGAAAAACCACAUCCAUUACCAGAGUAUCUGGAAAGAUGGAUAGAAAGCUCACCAAGUGGUGUAAUCUACUUUAGUCUGGGCAGCCUUAUCAAUGGUCAGUCGUUAGGAGACGAAAGGAAGAACAUAUUUCUAAAAACGUUUGAGAGAUUUCCACAAAAAGUUAUAUGGAAAUGGGAAAAUGAAUCAGUUCCACAUAACCACGACAAAGUAUUAUUAGGAAAGUGGAUGCCGCAAUUAGAUAUUCUGUGUCAUCCAAAUACAAGACUAUUCAUUUCACAUGGCGGUCUGCUAAGUGUUAUGGAAGCCGUUCACUGUGGAGUGCCCAUGGUAGUAAUUCCACAAAUGGGAGAACAGUAUACUAACGCAAAGGCACUGGAAGCUCAAGGGGCCGGCAUUAUUUUACUUUUAAGCGAGAUAUCAGAAACAACGACAUUUAACGCUGUACAGGAAGGAUUAAGUUCAAAGAUAAAGGAAAAUAUGGAGCAACUUUCUGAUCGGUUUCGAGACCGCCCAAUGUCUCCCCUAGAUACAGCAGUCUAUUGGGUGGAAUAUGUUAUAAGGCACAAAGGAGCUCCCCAUAUGAAGACGGCAGCUGUGGAUAUGCCGUUUUAUCAAUAUUAUUUACUGGACGUCUUUUUUACGCUGUUUUUAAUAUUUUUAGGUUCUUUGUAUCUAAUAGUAUAUUCUGCUAAAGGUAUUUGUAAAUAUAUUAGUAGGAAUAGAAUAUUAGGAACAAAUAAAAAAGGAGAUAAGACUGAAUAAAACGUUUAAAAAAAUGUUUA